AUGGACGCCAAUGAGAACCUCCAGCAGAGGAAGGCGGGGUUCCGUCUGUUCGAGGGGCGGGAAGGAUGCGGGGACUACCGACAGCAGGAGGCGGUGGGGUCACGGCUCCACCACUACGAUGAACGCUCGGACGGGGAGUCGGACAGCCCGGAGAAGGAGGCGGAGUUUGCUCCGUACCCACGGGCAGACAGUUGCGACCAGGACGGGGAAGAGGACAUCGACAUGAUCGUAGCUGAGGUCAGAGAGAGUCUCAGCUCUCAGAGUCUGGAGAGAGUUGCCGCCGGGCUUCGGGAGGGAGGAGAGGAAGAAGACAUGAUGGAAGGAGGAGAGGAAGAGGAGGGAGAGUGGCCCGAAUCCGAACACGCUCACAAUUCUCAAUCCGAUGCGCCCACAGACUCCACAUACCGCAAAGGAGAGAUAGAAGGAGAGGGAGAUGAGAGUGAAGAAGAGUGCUUCCCACCCCCAGCAGAAUCUGACGACUGGUCUGGGGUUCGUAACAGUCGUGAAAAGAGAGACGCCAUCUCCCUGGCCAUAAAGGACAUCAAGGAGGCCAUAGAAGAGGUGAAGACCAGGACGGUGAGGUCACCCUAUACCCCUGAUGAACCUAAAGAGCCCAUCUGGGUGAUGAGACAGGACCUGAGCCCCACCGCUGAGUGUUGUGACCUGCAGCCCUCACUAGGUGGCGACUCUCCAGGCUCAGACUCUCAAGCCUCUCCUCAGGGGGCGGAGUCUUCCGUCAGGACGUCCAUGCUCGAGGGGAGUGACAGCUUCGAGUCUCCACCCCCCUCCACUAAAGAGUCCAGGAGAAGCCUCGCCUCCUUCCCUACCUAUGUAGAAGUCCCAGGUCCGUGUGACCCAGAGGACCUGAUCGAUGGGAUCAUCUUUGCUGCUAACUACCUGGGCUCUACCCAGCUGCUGUCUGACAAGACACCCUCCAAGAACGUCCGUAUGAUGCAGGCCCAGGAGGCUGUCAGCCACAUCAAGGCGGCCCAGAAAUUAGCCAAAAACAAGAUGAAGACUCCAGAGGGUGAGGCCCAGCCCAUGACAGAGGUGGAUCUCUUCAUCUCCACCCAGAGAAUCAAAGUCCUCAACGCUGACUCUCAGGAGACCAUGAUGGAUCACACCCUGAGGACCAUCUCCUACAUCGCUGACAUCGGCAACAUCGUGGUUCUGAUGGCGAGACGCCGUAUGCCCCGCCCAGACUCAACGGACAGUGUGGAGGUGUCUGAACCUGACCAGGAGGAGAAACAAAGCCAGUACAAGAUGAUUUGCCACGUUUUUGAGUCGGAGGAUGCCCAGCUGAUAGCCCAGUCUAUAGGCCAGGCCUUUAGUGUGGCGUACCAGGAGUUCUUGAGGGCUAACGGCAUCAACCCAGAGGACCUGAGUCAGAGAGAAUACAGUGAUCUGCUCAACACUCAGGACAUGUACAAUGAUGACCUCAUACACUUCUCCAAGUCUGAGAACUGCAAAGAUGUUUACAUUGAGAAGCAGAAGGGUGACAUUCUGGGCGUGGUGAUUGUGGAGAGUGGGUGGGGCUCCAUCCUGCCCACAGUCAUCAUCGCCAACAUGAUGCAUGCUGGUCCAUCUGAGAAGUCUGGUCGUCUGAACAUCGGAGACCAGAUCAUGUCUAUCAACGGGACCAGUCUGGUAGGACUACCCCUGUCUACAUGCCAGACUAUCAUUAAGGGUCUGAAGAACCAGUCUCGUAUCAAGCUGAACAUCGUAAGGUGUCCUCCCGUAACCACGGUGCUCAUCAGACGACCUGACCUCAGAUACCAGCUGGGCUUCAGCGUACAGAAUGGCAUUAUCUGCAGCCUUAUGCGAGGGGGCAUCGCUGAGAGGGGAGGGGUCAGGGUUGGCCACCGCAUCAUCGAGAUCAACAGCCAGAGCGUAGUGGCCACGCCCCACGAGAAGAUUGUCCACAUCCUGUCCAACGCCGUGGGAGAGAUCCACAUGAAGACGAUGCCAGCUGCCAUGUACCGCUUGCUAACUGCCCAGGAGCAACCUGUUUACAUCUAGAACUGACCUCACCCUCUGACUCUUCACCUUUGACCUCUUCUCCUGACCCCUGACCCCAAGCAUCACUGCACCCUCUGUGUGUGAGCAAUUCCUCCCCCUCUCCCCAAACCCCAGCUCACCAUUGGAGAAUGAAGCUUCUAUAGCCUUACGAGUGGACCUGCCAUGUGCUCUAGAUUACUCUCCAAUCCGAUUGUUUUGCUGUGGAGAGUAGAGGUGGGCUGUACCAGACAGCUUGUUCAAGCCCCUCCCAUCCCGAGGGUCAUUUCCUGCCCUUGUCUCUCAUUCUCUCCCUCUGUCUUUUUCCCCUCUCUUUCUCUCAGCAUUAUCUCUCUCCAUUCUCUCGACCGGCUGCACUCAUCUGAUGUAAUGUUAGGGUUACCUCUGUGUUCUCCCACAACACAAACAAGAAGAGAGGGAGUGUGAAACCUGCUGAUUAACAAGUGUUACCACUCUGAACAACCAACCACAUAUUCUUCCUCAUAACAUUCCAUACCUUCCAGCUAACAUUAACGAGAGUCGAGACAGAGGAUAAAAGACUCUGGUAGCCCACCAGAACAGAUAAAGAAAACAAAACGUUUCCAUCUUUCCAAGUUUAGUUUUUCCCUUUAUUUUGUCUCCAGUAUGUUUUUAUGGCUGAGAUUUGGGCUGAUUUAUCCAGCAUUCCAAGCUGCUUUGUCUCUCCUCUAUGCCCAAGCAUCUGUCACCCACCCAAUGAUUUACAACCUUCAAAGGAAUCCAUGUUCCCUUACAAAAACAUACGUGCUGUCCAAGAAAACCAGUUCUACAAGUCCAGAGACUCGGCUAGGCACGGCUCCAGUCACGUGCACGGCUGAUAUUGGUCUAUUCACGUGCACGGUUUAUUUCCACCCUGGGAAGAGCAGGGGAAGAACUGCAUCAUCAAACCGCCAUAUGUCAGAAGAGUUUAACAUUAAGGAUUUUACAGGCACUCUGAGACCAGUGCUAAUGUGAUACAUUCCAUCCAGAGCCAUGUAUUUUCUGAAUAUAAUAUAUGGCUUUGUUUUCUCUGAUGGAGCAACAAGGGGUGAUGGGCUUUGUCUGGUCUGAUGGAGCAACAGGGGGUGAUGGGCUUUGUCUGGUCUGAUGGAGCAACAGGGGGGUGAUGGGCUUUGUCUGGUCUGAUGGAGCAACAGGGGGUGAUGGACUGUCUUUGUGCCUCCUGGAAAAACGGGUUGUAGCUGAAUACUGUAGUACGAUAGCAGAAACCCUGGUGAACUACAACAGAACACAUCCAUCUAAAUCAGAGGAUAGAUAGCAGAAACCCUGGUGAACUACAACAGAACACAUCCAUCUAAAUCAGAGGAUAGAUAGCAGAAACCCUGGUGAACUACAACAGAACACCAUCUAAAUCAGAGGAUAGAUAGCAGAAACCCUGGUGAACUACAACAGAACACCAUCUAAAUCAGAGGAUCGAUAGCAGAAACCCUGGUGAACUACAACAGAACACAUCCAUCUAAAUCAGAGGAUAGAUAGCAGAAACCCUGGUGAACUACAACAGAACACAUCCAUCUGAAUCAGAGGAUAGAUAGCAGAAACCCUGGUGAACUACAACAGAACACCAUCUGAAUCAGAGGAUAGAUAGCAGAAACCCUGGUGAACUACAACAGAACACAUCCAUCUAAAUCAGAGGAUCGAUAGCAGAAACCCUGGUGAACUACAACAGAACACCAUCUAAAUCAGAGGAUAGAUAGCAGAAACCCUGGUGAACUACAACAGAACACAUCCAUCUGAAUCAGAGGAUAGAUAGCAGAAACCCUGGUGAACUACAACAGAACACAUCCAUCUGAAUCAGAGGAUAGAUAGCAGAAACCCUGGUGAACUACAACAGAACACCAUCUAAAUCAGAGGAUAGAUAGCAGAAACCCUGGUGAACUACAACAGAACACAUCCAUCUAAAUCAGAGGAUAGAUGGCAGAAACCCUGGUGAACUACAACAGAACACAUCCAUCUAAAUCAGAGGAUCGAUAGCAGAAACCCUGGUGAACUACAACAGAACACAUCCAUCUAAAUCAGAGGAUCGAUAGCAGAAACCCUGGUGAACUACAACAGAACACAUCCAUCUAAAUCAGAGGAUAGAUAGCAGACACCCUGGUGAACUACAACAGAACACCAUCUGAAUCAGAGGAUAGAUAGCAGAAACCCUGGUGAACUACAACAGAACACAUCCAUCUGAAUCAGAGGAUAGAUAGCAGAAACCCUGGUGAACUACAACAGAACACAUCCAUCUAAAUCAGAGGAUCGAUAGCAGAAACCCUGGUGAACUACAACAGAACACAUCCAUCUGAAUCAGAGGAUAGAUAGCAGACACCCUGGUGAACUACAACAGAACACAUCCAUCUGAAUCAGAGGAUAGAUAGCAGAAACCCUGGUGAACUACAACAGAACACAUCCAUCUAAAUCAGAGGAUAGAUAGCAGAAACCCUGGUGAACUACAACAGAACACCAUCUAAAUCAGAGGAUAGAUAGCAGAAACCCUGGUGAACUACAACAGAACACAUCCAUCUGAAUCAGAGGAUAGAUAGCAGACACCCUGGUGAACUACAACAGAACACAUCCAUCUGAAUCAGAGGAUAGAUAGCAGAAACCCUGGUGAACUACAACAUAACACAUCCAUCUAAAUCAGAGGAUAGAUAGCAGAAACCCUGGUGAACUACAACAGAACACCAUCUAAAUCAGAGGAUAGAUAGCAGAAACCCUGGUGAACUACAACAGAACACAUCCAUCUAAAUCAGAGGAUAGAUAGCAGAAACCCUGGUGAACUACAACAGAACACCAUCUAAAUCAGAGGAUAGAUAGCAGAAACCCUGGUGAACUACAACAGAACACAUCCAUCUGAAUCAGAGGAUAGAUAGCAGAAACCCUGGUGAACUACAACAGAACACAUCCAUCUGAAUCAGAGGAUAGAUAGCAGAAACCCUGGUGAACUACAACAGAACACAUCCAUCUAAAUCAGAGGAUCGAUAGCAGAAACCCUGGUGAACUACAACAGAACACCAUCUAAAUCAGAGAAUAGAUAGCAGAAACCCUGGUGAACUACAACAGAACACAUCCAUCUAAAUCAGAGGAUAGAUAGCAGAAACCCUGGUGAACUACAACAUAACACAUCCAUCUGAAUCAGAGGAUAGAUAGCAGAAACCCUGGUGAACUACAACAGAACACAUCCAUCUGAAUCAGAGGAUAGAUAGCAGAAACCCUGGUGAACUACAACAGAACACCAUCUAAAUCAGAGGAUAGAUAGCAGAAACCCUGGUGAACUACAACAGAACACAUCCAUCUGAAUCAGAGGAUAGAUAGCAGAAACCCUGGUGAACUACAACAGAACACAUCCAUCUGAAUCAGAGGAUAGAUAGCAGAAACCCUGG
Messenger RNA from Salmo salar (Atlantic salmon), 5399 nucleotides. NCBI's taxonomy places the organism in Eukaryota, Metazoa, Chordata, Actinopteri, Salmoniformes, Salmonidae. The record is from RefSeq and is a predicted model, not a curated record.